UCUCUACAAAUCCAGCUGACUUGUGCAACGUUCUUUGUUUUCGGACAACUUGAGAUGUUCAUUUCACUUUCAAUCUCAUCUAUUGAGUCGUUUUUUUUACAUUGGUUAUCUAGAUACAUUGUAAGGACAAUAGCGUUAUCAGUUGAACUAAAAGUUUAUCAACCGUUGAUUAAAAGCCAGUUUAUCACUUUCACCUAAUUUGAAUUAGCCUGCCUGGUACAUGCAGACGUCAUACCAAAAUUCAAUCAGCUGAGAGCAGUUGAGAAUUUUCAAUGGCAGUGGUCAAAAGUAGCUGGAUACUAGCUGGAAGGAGUCAGUGAUGGGGCGCACUCUUGGCGCGGUGAUCUGUGUGUUUGUUGGUUUGAUCGUCUGCCUCUCGUUUCACGUGUACACAGUGCUACACCGCGCAAUGCCCCCUGGUCUAGCGGAGGCUGAGAAAAUACGUUGGUUCGAUGAGCUAGGAAGGCUAGCCCGUAGAGGGAGUGGUCUCAUGCAUGACGUUGGUAUCAACAUAGGCAUUCAGCCAAUGAAAAUCUUUAUUAACACGGCCUUCUCCAUUUUGUUCAAUCCGCUACCAUGGCAACGCGUUGUUUACAGAAAUAUAAGGGUCAACCAAGACGUGUAUGAUGGCGUGACUGUGAGCACAUACACGCCUGUGAAGAACAGCUCUCCACCCAACUGUCAGGGCUACCCUACUAUUGUUUACUUCCAUGGUGGGGGAUGGACGUGGCUCUCUGUAGGUGUAUAUGACGGUCCACUAAAAAAUCUGGCAAACAAAACCAAGUUCAAGGUUGUGGCCGUUGAGUACAGGACAGCGCCCCAAGAUCCAUUCCCCGCGGCCUACGACGAUUGUCUGGCUGUCACCAAGUACAUUGUGCAGCAUUCGAAAGAGCUCAACGUCUGCAAAGAUCUGAUCGUAGUGGCGGGAGACGGCGCGGGUGGAAAUCUUGCUGCCGCGGUGGCCAUUGAGCUCUCCAGCUUUGUUCGUCUGCAAAUCUUGAUUAACCCCGCCCUACAAAUGCUCAACUUUGCCACACCGUCGUACCAGGAUUUCUCCGACAUGGAAAUGCUGCCCGGCAUUACAUCGCCAGAAAAAGAGAUUACCAAUUGGAUGCGAUACGGGAACAUCAAUCUUAGCUUUAAACAUUUACUCCAGGGGAAUCGACAUGUUUCUUUAGAAAGUUAUGCCGCGUUUUCAGACUUUUUGAACAGUUCCAAAAGACUCCCCAGCCCUUUAAAAGUAUCAAAUAAAUCCACGAUCCACAACUCUGAGAGCAACGAUACGGUAUCGCCUUUUAUCGAUAAUCUAAUAUUAGACUCUCGUUUCAAUCCAAUGUUUACACAAGAUGUAAGUUUUGUAGCAGACACAUACAUCAUUACGUCACAGUUUGAUGUGCUGCGUGACGAAGCACUCAUGUUUGGACACAGACUGCUAGAAAAUGGAGUCAAAGUUGAAUUACACCACUACUACCAUGGCUUUCACGGAUUUUUCUUAUUCGCUGGCGGUGGUUGGAUCGAACUGAAAGAAAGUCAAAAAGCAAUGGAACAAUUAGUUAAUUAUUUAAACAAAGAAAUUCUAAGGUUAAAAACUAAUUGAAUAGCCUAAUUUAAAGUCGUGUAUGCGGGUAUUAUUUACUGAUAUUAAUUAUUAAUAAUUAUUUCCGCGUGAAGGCCUAUGAUACAAUCCUCCAGAAAUUUGAAAUAGGUCAAUCUCCAACAUACGCGGUAAACUUUCUCAGAUCUGUCGCUUUGAGACGGUAGACACAUUUAUUGUAUAAGAAACAAAAGAUUUAAUCAA
Molecule: messenger RNA, 1798 nt
Organism: Physella acuta
Lineage: Eukaryota; Metazoa; Mollusca; Gastropoda; Physidae
Product: neutral cholesterol ester hydrolase 1
Molecular function (GO): hydrolase activity
Source: RefSeq, a predicted model, not a curated record